AUGGAUGAAGCUAUUAACUUGUCUGAUGAUGAAGGUGAAGAGGAGGUUGGAAGCGUUCCAAAUAAAGCAGAAGUUCCAUCAGGUUCUAAAGCUUCUAAAGCUGCUAAAGCUACUAAGAUGAAAGCAAAGAAACUGAAACCAAACUUAUCUGGUAACCCUGUGAAACGCCAACGUAAGCUUACUUCCCCUGUUUGGAAACAUUUUGAAAUGAUUGAUGAAUUAGAUGAAAAUGGAAAUAUUCAGUGUAAAUGCAAGAAAUGUGGGACUAAAUACAUUGCUAAAAGUAGUCAUGGGACAGGGAAUAUGCUUAGACAUGCUAGGUCCUGUAACACAAAUAAUUAUGCUGAUGUUGGUCAACUUUUGAUAAAAACCAUCACGAAUGGUUCAUUUGGAACUCGAUCUGCCAUGUAA
Molecule: messenger RNA, 411 nt
Organism: Lactuca virosa
Lineage: Eukaryota; Viridiplantae; Streptophyta; Magnoliopsida; Asterales; Asteraceae
Source: the annotation of a GenBank genome assembly